AUGACAAUUGCUAAGGAGUUAGAAAAACAAAGAUCAGUCAAAGCCAAACGAUUGCAAAAGGAUGAAAAUAUUUAUUUUAAAUCAGAAGAGUUUUGGUUGAAUAAAAAAGGUUGUCCGACUGGAACGGUCCCUAUUCGACGAUUGACACAAGAACAACUCCAAAAUGCCAAAGAUGCCUCCUUAAGCAUGGCAAAUGAAUCCCUUGCUGAAGAUAUCAUCGAUUUUGCAGGAAUUAGUAUAAACGCAUCGCCAGAAAUAAAAAGUUUUACAAGUGCCACAGCCCGUGUUACUUUGUAUAAUCCACAAGUAAAUGGACUUGGCCAAUAUAGUUCCGCAACAAUAUUUCAUCAAAGUGCAGAUAAUGCGACAAAUUUCGAGCAAAUACAAGCCGGAUGGAUUGUACAUCCAAAACUAUACGGUGAUAACCGGACUCGGUUAUACUCCCAUUGGACAACAGAUGGCGGUCAGAAAACAGGAUGUUACAAUAAUAUUUGUCCAGGAUUUGUUCAACUUGACACUACUGUACCAAUAGAUUAUGCUUUUCCAAAAAUCUCUAGGCCAAUGUAUGAUGAUUAUGAAUUGCUAAUUCAGAUCUACAAGGAUGAAGACUAUUAUCUUUUGUUUCAGGGUUUGUUUGUUAUUGGAUUUUGGCCGGAGACCAUGUUCAAUGAAUUAAGAAAUGGAUCGCAGGUAGUGCGAUAUGGAGGACAGGCGUUUACACCAGCGGGUGAACCAUAUAGUCCACCCAUGGGAAAUGGUAAUUUUCAGGAUGGCAAUCCACACACCACUUGUCAUAUGCGUCAAGUCCUGUAUGGAGUGGGCUAUAAUCAACUAGUUCAACCCAAUGAAUCGUUGGUUCAAACUCAUCAAUAUAGAUGUUACCAUGAAGGAAGUCAACAUAAUGCUCAUGAUGAUUACUGGGAUUAUAAUUUUUUGUUUGGGGGUGCUGGUUUUUGCUGAGAUGCACCAACUGCUUGUAUUGUAUUGAUAUAUAAGAAGCUAUUAUAUUAGUUCUUGCAAUUGCAAUUUCAAUUUAUUUUGGGUGAUUCAAUACUUGAUGUGCCUGAUAUUGAAAACAUAUUAUUUAGGAGAAUUGACAAUUAUGUCAAUUCAAACUCUUCACUUAAUUAGCUAACAAGUGUGGCGAGACGAAUGUGAUUUUUGCAUCCUAAAUAAGAGAAUUUUUUCAGUUUGAGCUUAGGAAUAGAGAAAACACUUUCUCUUGUAAUAGUGGUAAAAUUUCAAGAAAUACGAAACAAAGAUUUUUUUGUGCCUUCAUUGCCCAUUCACCAGGUAAUUGUGUCCUCAACUUCACGGAGCCACUUAAAAUCUUACACCUUCACUGGACUUUCAGCAUGCUAUAUCUUGUGUGGCCUGCUGGUUUAAUCUUUCUGUUGCUCUCUUUUGACGAACAAGGGAAGCGUGACGAGACUCCAAAUCAAAUCC
Molecule: messenger RNA, 1446 nt
Organism: Solanum tuberosum (potato)
Lineage: Eukaryota; Viridiplantae; Streptophyta; Magnoliopsida; Solanales; Solanaceae
Exons: 5
Coding region: 1-960 (319 amino acids)
Source: RefSeq, a predicted model, not a curated record